Molecule: messenger RNA, 1017 nt
Organism: Penicillium argentinense
Lineage: Eukaryota; Fungi; Ascomycota; Eurotiomycetes; Eurotiales; Aspergillaceae
Exons: 1
Coding region: 1-1017 (338 amino acids)
Source: RefSeq, a predicted model, not a curated record
AUGAAGGCCUCCUUCGUCACCCUCCUGGCCCUGGCCACCGCUGCCAUCGCCGCCCCUACUCCCGCUGGCAUCCCCGGUCUGUCUGACCUGACCAACCUCGCCAAGCUCGGUGACCUCACCAACCUCGCUGGUCUGGACGGCAUCACCAAGAACCUCAAGCUCGGUGACAUCACCAAGGAGCUGAACCUGGAGAACCUGCCCGUUGUCUCCAAGGUCGGUGACCUGACCAAGAUUCUCAACCUGCCCUCCACCUCCAACUCCGACCAGCAGAUCGGCGAGUCCGGCCACGUCGUCCAGGACCUUGGCCCUGAGCUGAACAACAUCCUCACCGUCACCGGCCCCAACCUGCAGACCCUGCUCAUCAAGCUGAGCCCUGAGGUUACCGCCCUGGUCUCCGGCCUUGGUCUUGGCGCCCUCGGCGUCCCUCUGGGUGGUGUCGUUGCCUCUGCCUCCGGCCUGGGUGACCUUGUCACCGGUCUCGGUCCUCACGUCGACGGCCUCGUCACCGUUGUCGGUGCUGAUGUCGGUGCUCUGCUCAUUGGUCUGUCCCCUGAGGUCGCUGGUCUCGUCUCCGGUCUGGGUCUCCCCACCGUCGGCAUCCCCGUCGGCACUGUCGUCGCUACCCUCGGCAAGAACCUGAAGCGUGAUGUCCCCACCGGCAAGAUCGUCCAGAAUGUCGCUCCCCAGGUCAAGAGCACCAUCACCGUCACCGGUGGUAACGCCAAGAAGCUCCUCAUCGAGCUGUCCCCCUCCGUCGCUGCCCUCCUCACCGGUCUCGGUCUCCCCUCCGCUGGUGUUCCCCUCGGUGAGGUCGUCAAGACCGCUGCCGACGUUGGUGACCUGCUGAAGGACAUCUCCGGCCCCGUUGAGGACCUUCUGACCGUCACCGGCAAGGACGGUGACGCUCUCCUUAUCAAGCUGUCCCCCGAGGUUGCUCAGCUCGUCACCGGCCUGGGUCUUCCCUCCAUUGCCACUCCCCUUGGCUCUGUCGUCGAGACCCUUGGCGAGAGCCUCUAA